Messenger RNA from Uloborus diversus, 1596 nucleotides. Its product is annotated as elongation of very long chain fatty acids protein 7-like. Gene Ontology annotation, cellular component: endoplasmic reticulum membrane. Gene Ontology annotation, biological process: sphingolipid biosynthetic process; fatty acid elongation, monounsaturated fatty acid; fatty acid elongation, polyunsaturated fatty acid. Gene Ontology annotation, molecular function: fatty acid elongase activity. Bases 191 to 1291 code for a protein of 366 amino acids. The record is from RefSeq and is a predicted model, not a curated record. The transcript is spliced from 8 exons. NCBI's taxonomy places the organism in Eukaryota, Metazoa, Arthropoda, Arachnida, Araneae, Uloboridae.
UAAACUUUUGAUGUUGCUGGCUGCGAACAAGACUAUUCAGCUAUCGAGUUUAUGAAUAAUGUACUAAUAUAUGAUUUGACCUUCUGGUUGUAAAUCGAAAUUGUUUCCCCUUGGCGGGAAAAUUUUCGUGCUAUAGGAAACAUACGCAGUAGUCCUAAAGAAAGCAAGGUUACAACCACAGACGGACGCCAUGUUUGCUGCUCUCGAGAUCUUAAACAAGAGCUUCAAGGAUUUCUUGGAUCAAGGAGAUCCUCGCGUGAAGGAUUGGCCCAUGAUGCAAACGCCCUUCCCUGGCCUGGCCAUGAUCAUUGCCUACAUCUACUUCGUGAAGGUGGCUGGACCACAGUUCAUGAAGAAGAGGAAACCCUACGACCUGCGGACCAUCAUGGCCAUCUACAACGCCGCCCUUGUCUUCAUCAAUCUCUUGGUGUUCUUUGGGAUUGGCUGGUAUGGUUACUUCAAUGGGUACAGCUUAAAGUGUCAACCUGUUGAUUAUUCCAAUCGUCAUAGUGCAGUGAGGAUGGCUCAAGUAGGGUACUACUUCUACCUCACCAAGUUCGUCGAGUUCGCUGACACAAUAUUUUUUGUUUUGCGCAAAAAAGACAACCAAAUAUCAGCGCUGCACGUGAUUCAUCACAGCAUUGUGCCAUUCAGUUUGUGGUUCGGGGUCAAAUUUGCUCCUGGUGGCUACAACGCGUUUUUUCCAUUCCUAAACUCAUUCGUACAUGUGAUAAUGUACACUUACUACGCAGUAGCUGCGUUAGGAGGGAAGUACAAAAAGUACUUGAUUUGGAAAAAAUACAUGACAUACAUUCAGCUGUCGCAGUUUGUCUGCGUCAUCAUCUACGCCAUUUCGCUCUACUACCACAAAUGCGAUGUCUCGACGACCUUCAUUGCCAUGAACUUCGUCCACGCCCUCUUGUUCCUAGGCCUUUUCCUCAACUUCUUCGUAAAGAGCUACAUCCAUCGAACACCAACCAAGAGGCCAUCUUUCAAAUUGGUGUCGUCUGAGAAGGCCGACGCGUGUUCCACAGAAGAGACCACCUGCGUUUCGAACAAGAUUCAGAAGAACGGUUACGUGAAGCAAUUGGUGGCGCAGAUCGCUGAAGAGACGGAACGCCAUCGAAUGAAUCUACACAGGUGCGCAGCAGAAACCUGCUGCAAUAUAUCUUGCAGGAAGUCUCACCAAAAGACAGGAUCUCACCUCAACGACUGCCUUCCAGAGCUCUCUUAUUUCCCAAAACAAAAUGGCGUGUCGUUACAGAACAAAAAGGAUUCGAAAGCUUUGUGAUGGAAGCCUCACCAAAAGACAGGAUCUCACCUCAACGACUGCCUUCCAGAACUCUCCUGUUUCCCGAAACAAAAUGGCAUGUCGUUACAGAACAAAAAUGAUUCGAAAGCUUUGUAACAGUAAUCAAAAUUACUGUGUAGCAGUUUAAUUAUCGAAAUUAUUCACCAAAUAUUUUUCGUAUUUUGUGUGCUUAAGAAGUACGUGGUCUUGAGGACUGAAAAUCACUUCUUCAGAAAUCAGUAUAAGAACUGGAUCGUCUGCUGGAUUUCGUGUAUUUUUUCUUCCUUGUAGAAAAAAUUUGUUGU